UGCAACACAAAACAAACAAUGGCAGUAAACCUUUUAUAUAUAGUUAGCUUAUGGUGUGUGUUUCUUAUAAUCAUGUUAAAUAAUCAAAUAAUAAGCAAACCCAUCUUCGUUUCUUGGGUUCUCUUAAUAUUAAUUUCCUUCUACUUGCACCAAAAACAAGUCUCAGCUCAAGAAGUUGAGGAUGAGAGUGAGUUUGAUUAUGUGGAUGGGAGUGAGAAAGGGCCACAACAUUGGGGAGAUUUAAAGGAAGAAUGGAGGGCAUGUAAGCAUGGGAAGUUGCAAUCUCCUAUUGAUCUAUUGAAUCUUAGAGUUAAAGUCCUUCCCAAAUUUGGAAAACUACAGAUGAACUACAAACCUGCUAAUGCCACUAUUAGGAACAGAGGCCACGAUAUUGCCGUUGUAUGGGCUGGUGAUGCUGGAUCGGCUAAGAUAAACGGCAUAAAUUACUUGCUUAAACAAUGCCACUGGCACUCACCCUCUGAGCACUCUUUCAAUGGCAGAAGGUUUGACUUGGAGCUACACAUGGUUCACGAAAGCCAUGAGGUCAAUGGAGAAAGUAAAAUUGCUGUAACUGCUCUCUUCUACAAAAUUGGCAAGCCUGAUAGAUUUCUCACCAAGUUGACCAAACACGUGACAUCCAUAGCUGAUACCAAAGAAGAGGUACACCAAGGAGUGGUUGACCCUAGAGAGUUAAGACUUGGUGGAUUCAAGUACUAUCGAUACAUUGGGUCACUCACAGUCCCUCCUUGCACUCAAGGAGUUCUUUGGGCCAUAAACAAAAGGAUAAGCACAGUUUCCAGAGUACAAGUGAGACUACUUAGAGUAGCUGUUCAUGAUUUUGCGGAGAGGAAUGCAAGACCAUUACAGCCUCUAAAUGAAAGAGAUAUCCACCUAUGUGGCCCCAUGUUUCAACCCGAAGACCUAAAACACUAAUCCAUUUAUAUAAAACAUAUGUAUAUAUAAAGUAUAUCUAUUUAUGUAUAUUAAUAAAUGUGUGUGGUCUACAUCAUUUAAGAAUAUCUUCUCUUCCUUUCCAACAAUAAAACCACAUGAGUUAUUAUACAAGAUGAAUUAUUAUAAAUAUAUGUAGUAUUGUCAAUUUCGACAUAAUGUAUUUAAUUAGAAGAAACCAUGGGUGCAUGCAAGUUUAUUACAGCAAUUGAUGAUGUUU
This is a messenger RNA of Cannabis sativa, 1171 nucleotides long. Its product is annotated as alpha carbonic anhydrase 7-like. Gene Ontology annotation, molecular function: zinc ion binding; carbonate dehydratase activity. The record is from RefSeq and is a predicted model, not a curated record. NCBI's taxonomy places the organism in Eukaryota, Viridiplantae, Streptophyta, Magnoliopsida, Rosales, Cannabaceae. The coding region runs from base 19 to 933 and encodes 304 amino acids. The transcript is spliced from 7 exons.